Oryza sativa Japonica Group (Japanese rice) is the source of this 1794-nucleotide messenger RNA. Its product is annotated as GDP-Man:Man(3)GlcNAc(2)-PP-Dol alpha-1,2-mannosyltransferase. NCBI's taxonomy places the organism in Eukaryota, Viridiplantae, Streptophyta, Magnoliopsida, Poales, Poaceae. The record is from RefSeq and is a predicted model, not a curated record. Gene Ontology annotation, biological process: protein N-linked glycosylation. Gene Ontology annotation, cellular component: endoplasmic reticulum membrane. Gene Ontology annotation, molecular function: GDP-Man:Man(3)GlcNAc(2)-PP-Dol alpha-1,2-mannosyltransferase activity.
ACCCAAACCCCACCAUCUGCGUCGCAAAAUCCAUCCAUGGCUUUCCUCGCCGGCCUCGCCGCCCUCCUCGCCGCGCUCCUCGCCGCCGCCUUCCGCCGCAUCCGCCGCCACCCCCACCCCGCGCCCGCCGCGGGGUUCUUCCACCCGUACACCAACGACGGCGGCGGCGGGGAGCGGGUGCUCUGGUGCGCGGUGCGCGCCGCGCAGGAGCUCCGCCCGGGCCUCCCCUGCGCCGUCUUCACCGGCGACGCCGACGCCUCCCCCGACGGCCUCGCCGCCCGCGCGCUCGACCGCUUCGGGGUCCGCCUCCUCCGCCCGCCGCAGGUUGUUCACUUGAAUAGGAGAAAGUGGAUUGAAGCAAGCACGUAUCCCCACUUCACGAUGAUUGGGCAAAGUCUUGGCUCAGUUUAUCUUGCAUGGGAAGCUCUUAACAAAUUCACCCCGCAGUUCUAUUUUGAUACGAGCGGCUAUGCUUUUACAUAUCCACUGGCUCGGCUAUUUGGCUGUAAGGUCAUCUGCUACACUCAUUAUCCGACAAUCAGUUCUGACAUGGUUGAACGUGUUAAGCAACGCAGUUCUAUGUACAAUAACGACUCUCGUAUUGCUGGAAGCAUAUGGUUGUCCCGAUGCAAAAUCCUCUACUAUAGCAUAUUCAGUUGGUUAUAUGGUCUGGUCGGUUCAUGCGCACAUCUUGUGAUGGUAAAUUCAUCGUGGACAAGAUCCCAUAUUGAAAAUAUUUGGAGGAUACCAGAGCGUACUAGGAGGGUAUACCCUCCAUGUGAUACUUCUGCCCUGCAGAUGCUUCCACUGGAAAGAUCAACUACACCUCCUAUUCUUAUAUCAGUUGCACAGUUUCGGCCAGAAAAGGCCCAUGGACUUCAGCUUGAGGCAUUUGCAAUUGCUCUUAAAAAGCUAAGUCCAGAAUUUCCUAAGCCAAAGCUUCAAUUUGUUGGAAGCUGUCGGAAUAAAGAGGAUCUGGAAAGAUUGCAAAAGCUUAAAGACAGAUCCACUGAACUACACAUAGAUGAGCUUGUGGAGUUCCACAAGGAUAUCUCUUACAGGGACUUGGUACAGCUUCUAGGUGGUGCUGUUGCUGGGCUCCAUUCAAUGACAGAUGAGCAUUUUGGGAUAAGUGUUGUUGAAUACAUGGCUGCUGGUGCUAUUCCAAUUGCCCAUAAAUCGGCAGGACCAAUGAUGGACAUUGUGCUAGAUGAGGAUGGCCAACAGACAGGAUUUCUAGCCUCCGAGAAGGAAGAAUAUGCCGAGGCAAUUGUCAAGGUCUUGCGGAUGCCGGAGGCAGAGAGGCAUGAGAUGGCAACAGCAGCACGAAAACGCGCUCAAAGAUUUUCUGAGCAUAGGUUCCAUGAAGAUUUCACCGAUGCAGUUCGCCCAAUUUUGUCAGCAACAUGAGCUUGACAAGCUAAGGAGUCUCCUCUUAACUGUCUGAAACACUAACAAGUUUCACAUGAUAUGGUGACUAUGAAGCUAACUGGCCAAUUACUGGGUCUUGCAUGCGGCAUCCGUUUAAAGUGCGAGUUUUGCUUGAGUUUCCUUUUCUCUGUAUUACUUACAUAGAGGUGCAUCAUGUACAGUACAGACUACAAACCACAAAAAUGAUAGAUUGAUGACUUUGUUUGGCUUUAUCUACCGUUUGGAUUUGCUUAGUUGUCCUGUCAAUGUUUCAGUUUGUUAUGCCUCAUGUUUUUUAUAUGCCUUCUUUUUUUUCUUUUCAAAUGAAGGCCUGUGCUAUACUUGGAAUUUAAACUGAUAAAAAAUAUCAGCAGAUAUUGGUCA